AAUGGACAAAUUAUUAAUUAAAACGGAAUUUAUCGAAGAAAAUUGUCUUAUUUGCUUACGAACGGACAUCCAAUUACUCACGGAACAUGAAGUCAAGGCUGAAAUUUUAUCUUUGUACAAGGAAUUUAUCUCAAACUACGUCGAAAACUUGCAAGAAAUCCAAACAAAAAUUUGCUUUGAAUGCGUUGAUACCUUAAACAGCAUCUUAGAAUUCCGCAGCAAAUGUAUCACUUCCGUUCAAAUAUUGACCACCAAAGUUUAUCGGCAACCGGUUGUGAUGUUGGAAGAUAUUUCAAUGAAAAAUCUCGAAACCAUCGAGAUCAAAUCCGAAAUUUUCGCUGAAGAACUUCCCAUACAAGUUGUGCCAGUCACUAAAAAAUCUCUGAAAUCAAAGAAAAUCACUAAAAAAGCACUGAAGUCUGAAGAAAAGAAAGUUAGGACAUCAAAAAAGCCUCAAAUAGGUCCGUACUGCUACAUUUGCUGCUGCUCUAUUACACAAAUUCGAUUGCAUAUUACUCAAUUCCACGUCAUCGAACGAGAAAAUGACAAAAUUUGUUGUUCCUUGUGCCUUAAACCCUUUCCAAAGCUCGAAAAUUUGUACGAACAUCAAAAAACUUCACAUUCGGAAUACGAAAGUUCCAAACGUUGCGGCAAAUGUGAGGAUUUCGAGACGAAAAAUCGCGAAGAGUACAUCAAUCAUGUCCAUAAAGUGCAUUUUCCAGACAGAAAGCGAAUUUAUCCUUGUGAUUUUUGUUCAGCCGUUUAUUUGGAAAAAGUUUCCAUCAGAUCUCACGUGUGGCAACAUCUGGGGGGAGUAAAGUGCCAAUAUUGUUAUGAAACGUUCUUUGAUAUGCAAAAAAGACAAAAGCACAUAGAAAAACAUGAAAAAGAAAGAGAAACGCAGUAUAUUUGUGAUUUUUGUGGACAAAAAUCGUUCAGUAAAGCUAUCAUUAAAGCUCAUUUGAUCAAUCUACAUGUCAAUGUCGCAACUAUCAAAUGUCCAAAAUGUGAUAAACUUUUCAAGUCUAAAAGGCAUGUUACGGACCAUAUUUUAGGAUCUCAUGCAGAAAAAUCGACUAUUUGUCCUCAUUGUGGCAAAAAGUGUUCUAGUCCGAUGUCCCUAAAAUGUCACAUUUACCAAAAACACAACGAAAAUAGGAAGCCGCUGAAGAAAGCAGUUCGUCCCGAAACUCGUGAAUUUGCCUGUGAUGAAUGCGAAAUGAAAUUUUAUAAAAACCAUACACUCAAAAAGCAUAAAUUUACGCAUAGCAAGACAAGACCGUAUCAAUGCCAAAUGUGUUCAACUGGCUAUUACAUGAACGAGUACCUGAGAAAGCAUUAUUUGAGAGUGCAUGAUGUGACUUACAGUGCUAAGGAUAUUCGGAAAAUGUGUGGGUUUAAGUUACCUGGGGACUCGGAUCCAGAUUAAAAAAAAAAUUUUUUA
Molecule: messenger RNA, 1444 nt
Organism: Culicoides brevitarsis
Lineage: Eukaryota; Metazoa; Arthropoda; Insecta; Diptera; Ceratopogonidae
Product: PR domain zinc finger protein 5-like
Exons: 4
Coding region: 2-1429 (475 amino acids)
Biological process (GO): regulation of transcription by RNA polymerase II
Cellular component (GO): nucleus
Molecular function (GO): zinc ion binding; DNA-binding transcription factor activity, RNA polymerase II-specific; RNA polymerase II transcription regulatory region sequence-specific DNA binding
Source: RefSeq, a predicted model, not a curated record